GAGCGAGAGAGAGAGAGAGAGAGCCAGGCAGAGAAGCCCGGGUCUGUUCCGCGAGUGGCCACUAGAGGCGCUGCAGAGCCAGGUGCCACCCUUCAUCAUUUGCAGCCCCGUCCCUGCAGCGACCAUGAGCGACCUGCGGCUCAUCCUCCUCCUCCUCCUCCUCGCCGCCUUGGGUUGCUCCGAUGCCGGCAGCACUACAGCUACCACUUUGGAAGCACAAAGUGCCAGACAGCAAACUUCAGACAGCACUUCUGAUAAUGCAGCAUCACUUCCAGGAAAAUCCAUCUCAGAAUCAUCCAGCAGCACACAACAUCUUAGUCAAACUGAGAAGACUCCUGCCCUUGUAUUCAGACGAGAAAAUAUUACCAUAAGUGGAUUUCCUGACACUACAUUAACAACAAACAUCACAUUAGAGAAGCCAACUGAACUUGAACUGUUGUGUAGUUUGGUUAUCAAGCCUUCUACAGAAAGGGAAAUCAUGGAGGUUUCCUGGAAGACAGGUGAUGCAACAAUACAAGAGGAAAUCCUCAACAGGACAGAAACCCAUACUAAGUGGUGCACUCGACAUACGAUAAACGUUGAAAAGGAGGACCAAAUGAAAAGUUACACCUGCAUUUACAAAACUACCCCAGAAAUAAAUGCAACAUUUAAUUUACAAGUGCCCGAGAUACACAUAAAAUCCAAGAAAAUCACCAGUUAUGUAGGUGAUUAUGUGGUCCAAACAUGUACAGUUGGCAAGGAUGCAAAGCAUUAUACCCCUUCUUCUUGGGCCUGGUAUGCAACCAACGGAAGUAAUGAGGAGUUUAUUAAUGCUACUGCCAUGCCAGAGAAAUACACCAUCAUCAAUAAUCAUGCUAAUAAUGUAACCAAACUGAAGAUCAUGACUCUUACUGAGAAAGACAGUGGUUCUUACUGGUGUGAAGCCACCUUUCCUUUAGGCAAAAGCAAAGGGAAGGUGUCUUUGACAGUCCUCACCUAUCUGGCACCACUUAAACCCUUUCUUGCUGUCACCGCUGAAGUUAUUGUUUUAGUUGCUGCCAUUUUUAUGUAUGAAGUAUGUACCAAAAGGAAGGAAGUUCAAGUUGAAGUCGAAAAGGAAUUUGAACAAGCAGAAACACUAAAAUCAGAAGACAGCAACGGUUUGGAAAACAAUACAAGGCAAAGAAAAAACUGAGUGCUUUGGAGAUGGAAGGCAACAGAUGAAUAUCCAUGGCAAAAGAAAAGUUCAGCCAGAAGUUGCUUGAGGAAAGAAUUCAGCUUAUAUGUCUUAAGAAAAAAUAUGCUUAAAAUGCCUUUUUAGAAAUGAAUUUAUGCAAUGAUGCUACUGUUAUGCACAUCAGUGUACAUGUACUGUAUGAACCCAUGGUGUUGUCAGUGUUCCCAUGGUUAUAUCUAUUGGAGCCUUUUGGCUUCAAUUAGAAAUAACCCAGCCUUAAUUGUUUAGCCAUUAGUCUGGAUUUGUAUAUAUGGAGACAUUUAUUUUGCUUUACUAUGUUUUAUUGUAUAUGAUGUCCAGCUGUAGUCAAAGACCUUACCCCAGGCUACUUUUUUAUUCAAAGAAAUUAGGGCAGCAACAGAUUAAUCUGUAUGAGUCUUGAAUCUGUAUUUUUUGAUAUUUAACCUAGCAGCAAUUUAUUCAAAAAUGCUCCAGCUGUUGAAAAUAUUUUGUUAGCUGGUGGGGCUUUUAUUAGAGUCUCCAGUAUCUUCUCUUUCUUUUUCUUUGAAUUUUGCUUUUUGUAAGGAAAUAAAUUGCUAACACUCAUGUUUGAAAAGCUCUGGAAUAUUAGGAUAGCAAUUGAGAGUCUUGAACAUUAGAAAACAACAGUUUCUGCCUUUGGACGGUUAAGCUGUAAUAUUAAACCCAGUUGAAUUGC
This is a messenger RNA of Anolis sagrei ordinatus, 1874 nucleotides long. RefSeq names its product embigin (gene EMB). Lineage: Eukaryota; Metazoa; Chordata; Lepidosauria; Squamata; Anolidae. Gene Ontology annotation, molecular function: cell-cell adhesion mediator activity. Gene Ontology annotation, cellular component: plasma membrane; axon. The record is from RefSeq and is a predicted model, not a curated record. Gene Ontology annotation, biological process: dendrite self-avoidance; axon guidance; homophilic cell-cell adhesion.